Messenger RNA from Brachypodium distachyon (stiff brome), 1251 nucleotides. Its product is annotated as origin of replication complex subunit 6. Gene Ontology annotation, cellular component: nuclear origin of replication recognition complex. The transcript is spliced from 10 exons. Gene Ontology annotation, molecular function: DNA binding. The record is from RefSeq and is a predicted model, not a curated record. The coding region runs from base 109 to 1005 and encodes 298 amino acids. Gene Ontology annotation, biological process: DNA replication; DNA replication initiation. NCBI's taxonomy places the organism in Eukaryota, Viridiplantae, Streptophyta, Magnoliopsida, Poales, Poaceae.
CUACUUCUUGCCCCCAAAUCCAAUGACGAAACUGUCUCCCGCUCCCGCUCCCGCUCCCGCUCCUUCCCCUCUCUCUCCGCGCCAAUCCCCACCAACCCACCGGCGGCCAUGGACAUGUCAGCGAUCGCCGCCCGCCUCGGCCUCUCCGGGUCCCGCCCCGUCGUCCGCAAGGCGGCCGAGCUCCGCCGCCUCUGCGACAUCACCUUCGACUCCUCCGUCCUCGGCAUCGGCGAGGUGUGCAAGGCCAUCAUCUGCCUCGAAAUCGCCGCGACCAAGUUUCAGGUGGUAUUUGAUCGGGCUGAGGCGGUGCGGAUGAGUGGGAUGUCGGACAAGGCGUACAUCAGAUCGUUCAACUCGCUGCAGAAUGGCCUUGGCGUCAAGACAACACUUGAUGUGCGUGAAUUGGGCAUCCAGUUCGGCUGUGUCAGGCUGAUACCUUUUGUGCAGAAGGGAUUGGCACUCUACAAGGAGCGUUUUUUGGCUGCACUGCCUCCUUCUCGCAGAUCAAGCACCGACUUUGGCCGGCCAGUGUUUACGGCAGCAGCAUUCUAUUUAUGUGCAAGGAGGCAUAAGCUCAAAGUUGACAAGCUGAAGCUAAUUGAUCUUUGUGGUACAUCUAGCUCUGAAUUUACAACGGUUUCAACAUCCAUGGGAGACCUUUGUUUUGAUGUUUUUGGGAUAGCCAAGGAGAAGAAGGAUCCAACGUCCAUCAAAGGGAAUAGAGAACUGCUGGAUGUUUUGCCAAGUAAAAGGAGACACGAGGACGAUAGUGAUCAUUCCUCUGAUGAAUCAUCGGGGGAUGACCAAGAUGAGCUAGAUUUACCAACUCACAAAAGGCACAAGAAGAUGGAAAAAGAAGUAUACAAUCAGUGGAAGUCUUCAGUUCUCUCCACCAACAAGCAAACAAAACCAGACCCUACGAAGCCCAGGAAGCAAGCUCGGCUUAACUUCCAGAAGAAGCCGUCAGAUGCCCCCUUGGAAGUAUCAUCAGCAGCAGUCAACUAAAUUAAUCUGAGAACCCGAGUCGCUGGAAACGAGACUGAAAUUGCUCUAAAUCUAGUUCCGGAUGCCGAAAGGGCACUUCUGGGGCUCUUCCCCUCUUCAUUUUUGGUAUGUUCGUUCGUAUGGCGCUGACAGUGAUACGUUGGCUGUUCAUGGCAAAAUGACCUAUCAGCGAACAUUCUUUUGUAAAUGAUGAUUGCGUGCGUGUCUGUUCAUGCACACGUUGAAUAAUUAGAUAAUUUUGAUGAA